This is a messenger RNA of Entrophospora candida, 739 nucleotides long. Lineage: Eukaryota; Fungi; Glomeromycota; Glomeromycetes; Entrophosporales; Entrophosporaceae. The record is from the annotation of a GenBank genome assembly.
AUUUAUUGCUGAAGAAAUGGCUUCAACAAACAAUAAAUACGAAUUCACGAGCAAACCAACUUGGAUCAUUGAUCCUAUAGAUGGAACCACAAACUUUGUUCAUGGAUUCCCAUUUGUUGCAGUAUCAAUUGGUUUAACAAUCAACAAAGAGCCUGUUGUUGGUGUUGUGUUUAACCCAUUUCUUAAUGAACUUUACACUGCAAGUAAAGGUCAAGGAGCUUAUCUUAAUCUCAACACAAAAUUACCUUUAACUUAUUCAUAUCCACCAUUACCAUUACCCUCAAGUUUGUCUCAAUGUUUAGUGGCUACUGAAUACGGGAGUGAUCGAUUACCAAUAACUAUUGGUAAAAAAACUCAAUCUGUAUAUAAUUUAUUGACAAAACCAGAUGAUGCUACUUUGAAUUCUAAAAAAGGUGGAUUGGUUCGAAGUAUUAGAAGUCUUGGGUGUGCAUCACUUAAUAUUUGCACAGUUGCUAAAGGACAUUUUGAUGUUUAUUGGGAAAUUGGAUGUUGGGAAUGGGAUGUGGCAGCUAGUAUUGUGAUCCUUCAAGAAGCUGGUGGUAUUAUGGUGAAUGGACAAGGUCCAGAUGAAGGUCCAGUUAAUAUACUUGGGCGUAAAUUUUUAGCAAUUAGAGGCGGUUUACCUUGUUCGAGCGAUGAAAAUUCAAGACAAAGUCAAAUACGUCUUGUUAGAGAAAUGUGGGGUUUAGUUGAAGAAAUUGAUUGUCCAAGAUAUUGA